Pundamilia nyererei is the source of this 7558-nucleotide messenger RNA. It is a transcript of the gene atg2b, whose product is annotated as autophagy related 2B. Gene Ontology annotation, biological process: glycophagy; autophagy of peroxisome; reticulophagy. The record is from RefSeq and is a predicted model, not a curated record. Bases 308 to 6529 code for a protein of 2073 amino acids. Gene Ontology annotation, cellular component: phagophore assembly site; phagophore. Gene Ontology annotation, molecular function: phosphatidylinositol-3-phosphate binding; protein-membrane adaptor activity. The transcript is spliced from 43 exons. NCBI's taxonomy places the organism in Eukaryota, Metazoa, Chordata, Actinopteri, Cichliformes, Cichlidae.
CACCCCGGAGCGUGUAGUUGGUGCGGAGUCAUGAAAGUGUUUGUAAACAACUCAGUCAGAAGGCGUAGCAAACUGGAGUCGGACCAAUCCCCAUACACAUCUCCGAGUGUCAUCACAUCCUCCCAAGUGUACCAGAUUGGGGGUGAUGAAGGAUGUUUGAGGUCACGCUUUCUCGACGGGUCAACGGGAUGACACAGCUGUAACGUCACUGACUAAUUUGUAGCUGUUGAAGCAGCUGUAGGAUUGCACGUGCAGAGCAUCAGGGCGCCUUACACUAUCUGUGUGUUGUUCAUCUGCUGAAGUUAAGAUGCCUUGGCCUUUUUCUGAGUCCAUUAAAAAGCGGGCCUGCAGGUACCUCCUGCAUCGGUACCUGGGCAACUUUCUGCAGGAGAAGCUUAGUCUGGAUCAACUCAGUCUAGACCUUUAUCAAGGCACUGGGUCUCUUGCACAGGUUCCACUGGAUACAUGGUCACUCAAUGAGCUACUGGAGACUGCAGAUGCUCCUUUUGAGGUAAUCACAGGGUUCAUCCAGACCAUCUCUCUGACAGUCCCUUGGGCAGCACUGCUGCAGGAGAACUGUGCCCUAGAAAUCAAGGGUUUGGAGAUGGUUCUCAGACCAAGACCAAGAGUGGCAUCUGGCGUUGAACCCAUGUACUGGUCCAGUUUCAUGACAAGCAGCAUGCAGCUUGCUAAAGAAUGCCUGAGCCAGAAACUAACCGAUGAUAUGGGAGAGAGCUUCCAGCCAUUUGAAGGACUGGAGAAGUUUGCAGAGACGAUAGAAACAGUUCUGCGAAGAGUCAAAGUUACAUUUUUGGACAGUGUUUUUAGAGUCGAACACAUUCCAGAAAAUUCUAAAACUGGAAUCGCUCUUGAGAUUCGAAUCAAAAAGAUUGUGUACUGCGAUGAAACAGGUGAGGAGAGUUCAAGUGUCAAUGUGCAUCAGCCAACCACGUUUGCACAUAAAAACGUGCAGAUGGAGGGAAUUACUGUAUUCUGGGACGAGUUCUCUGAUGCGUCUCGCGCUGCUUGUAAAUCGUCACCUACUCCAUCGGAAACUGAGCCAAAACUCUCACCUAGCUGGAAUCCAAAAAUAAUAUGCGAGCCGCAUCCCCAGUUCACAGAGCCUGUAUCCUCUUCAGCGCCUUUUGAACCUGUGCAGGUUGGCAGCCUCUGUGGCAAAAUUGAGUUGUCCCUCACUCUCAAAAAUAACCUAGCGAUGCCUGGUGCAAAGCUGGAUGUUGUUGGACAGAUCGAUACACUGAUUAUUCUGCUUUCCCCACGGCAAGUUCACCUUCUUUUGGACUUAUUUGGAGCCUUCUCUGGUGGAGGUGCACAGGAAUGGACUAAGGAUAGGAAAAAUCGCCCAAUACAGCAGGAGGAUGAGUAUCGCCUCCAUAUGGAACUGAACCGGUGCCUAAAGAAGGAUACUGCCGUCCCAGGAGCAGAUCCUGACCUCUUUGAAAGCCAAACAACCAGAACUGUGUCGAGUCGAGACGACGUGUUUUUCUCCAUGGCUGACAUGGACAUGUCUCAUAGCUUGUCAUCCCUGCCUCCUCUGGGUGAACCACCCACUGUUGAUUUGGACUUGUCACUCACCAGUAACUACUCUGCCUCACCAGGAGAAUCUCCCUCUGCAAAUGCAACAGCUCUGUGGGACGAAUAUAUGGACGUACCACGACAAAGAGAGAAGCAGACUUGUGAAACUCCCCUCCAGUCACGGGAUUCGCACCUGCCUCAGAAACUGUUGAGGCAAACUUCCCAUUCGUCCAAAACCCACAGUGAUGAGUCAAGGCCAGAGUUGGUGCUGAGGUUGACACUGGACAGUUUGGCUGUCUCAGUCCUCCACAUUGACCCGCUGCCGCCACCACAUGCUGCUCCCAGUCCUCUUGGCCCCAUGGCUGCACACUUCUUCAGCAUGGUGGGCCCAGGACAGCUUGAGCCAGCCGCUUUCCUUCAGUCUCGGGCGGUGUUUAAUCAGGCUUGUCCUCAUGACCACCUCAGGUUUGUAGGCCAGGGUCUGAAGUUAAACUAUGAUCACUGGCAGGGAUCCAACUUAAGGACUUUUAGCACUGACAUUACCCUGAACCAGAUGGAGUUUCUAGAGUGUCUGUUCACCUCUGAGGCUGUUAUUGGUGGCUCGCAAAAAGGAGUUCAAUAUACUGAGCUGCUGACAUUUGACACCAAAGCCAGUGCUGAUGCGCCGCUUACCACCUGCCUUCACCUGCUUUACAAACAGGCUGAGCGCAGAGGUCCUCAGGGCGGCCAGGUGCGUCUCAGCACCAUUCCCAGGAAAGCUGAGAUCCAGGUGGAGCUGGGUCCUGUGCACUCUGAGCUGGACAUCAGUAUUGUAGACCGCCUAAACUCACUACUGCAGCCUCAGAAACUAGCAACCACAGAGGCGAUGGCCUCCCACAUGUAUACAUCUUACAAUAAACCUGUCAGCUUGCACAAGGCUUUUACAGAGGUUUUCCUUGAUGACAGCCAUACUCCUGCCAACUGUCAUGUGUCACUGACAAUUAAUGCACCAGUGCUGGGCAUUGCUGUGCGCUUCCCCAUCCCUGAUCUGCGUUCAGAUCAAGAGAGGGGCCCUUGGUUCAAGAAGUCGCUACAGAAAGAAACGCUGUACUUGGAGCUGGAAGAGCUGGAAUUGAAAACCGAAUUCAUGGGUGGCAAUUCACCUGACCAAACCAAAAUGGAGCUCACUUUUAAGGAACUCACUGGGAGGUUCCAGGAAGAGGACGAUCAAACAGCUGCCCGGUUCCUCAGAGUGUCACACACGAUGGAUGGAGACAUGACAACAUCUGAAAGUGUAAAAUUUGAUUGGCCAAGGGUUGUGCUCAAGGUGAACCCAACUGCAGUCCACUCCAUCCUUGAGCGUGUGACAGCUGAAGAUGAGGGGGCUGAGGACCAUUCUCUUGAAGAAGAGGAGGAGGAAGGGGCUGCUCAUUCACUGAAGGAUGUAUGUGACUUUGGGAAGCCAGAGCCAUCACCCUUUUCUUCACGUAGGGUUAUGUAUGAGAAUGAAGAGAUGGUCAUUCCUGGUGAUGUCGGUGAGAUGACGGUGUUCCAGGAAAAAACGAUGAAUAACUCCCGGUUCAUCCUUGAGUUGUGUUUCCCUAAUGUGCAGCUAACACUCCCCAGCAAGGCAUUUUAUGAAAAACUACACAACAGGAUAAACAAUGACCUUCUGCUGUGGGAGCCCACUGCUCCAUCCCCAGUGGAGACUGUAGAGAACAUGCCAUAUGGAGUUGGGCUCUCUGUUGCCAGUCAAUUGAUCAACACUUACUCCAAGGACAGCUUUAGCCAGUUCCGCUCCACUGGUCCUGAGGAGGAGACCAGUGGAUCAGAGGAGGAGAACAUGCACUAUUACUCGCCUGCCGCUGACCUGGGCUUCAGAUCUCGAAAGAAGAAGAAGCCCAAAGCCCACAGCAAGAACUCCCAGAGCCUUUUCUCUGUCAAUCUUAGUGUCAAUCAUGGCCUUAUGUGUCUUCAUGCUAAUGCCAAGAAGGAGGAUAAAACCACACUGAAAAACAAACAUGGCGAGUUCUGGCUGGAGGUGAAAAAUGCCGUUUUGUUCAGCGUCACUCAGUAUGAAGGCUUUAAAGAUCAGCACUACAUCUGCUUUCACACCAGCAGCAUCUGCAUGUAUCACCAAGGACUCAUAGAUGGAGGCACUUCUGUCUCAGACAUCAAAUUGCCAUGCAGGACACAUCCUCAUUGGCUAGAGCCAACCAUCUACCAGUCAGAAACAUCUUCAGAAAAAUUGUCAACGCCUUCGGAGGGUAUCGGUUUAGAAGCUCGCAGCAUGGUUUCUGUCGCUGUCAAAAUCUCAUCACAGAAUGCAGAACGCAACAUCAAGGAGUUUCUGGUUGCUGUUGGGGUGAGAGGUGCUACACUCCAGCACAGAGUGGUCCCUCCCAGCUUGGGCUGGUAUGACCAGAUUGUUGACUUUCUGAAUGUUUCUGAUGAACCCGUGUUGGGUUACGCUCCUCCUACGUCUGUCACCACACUGCAUUUGCACCUAUGGAGCUGCUCUCUGGACUACAGACCCCUGUACUUGCCACUCAGAUCAUUGCUGGUUGUGGAAACAUUCAGCAUCUCCAGUAGCGUCUCUCUAGACAACUCCUCAUCAACACUUAGGAUCAUUUUGGACGAAGCUGCUCUGUUCCUCUCAGAUAAAAGUAAUGCUGUCUCUGUAAAUCUAGCUCGUGAUUAUGUCCAAGUGGUAGACAUGGGAACCUUAGAGCUGAGGAUAACAGCGGUCAAACCUGGAGUAGAUGGAAAAUUGUCGGAGCCCAGAUUCGAGCUGCGCUGCUCCAGUGAUGUGAUCCAUAUCAGAACCUGUUCGGACUCCUGUGCUGCCCUCAUGAACCUCAUACAGUAUGUAGCCAGCUAUGGAGACUUGCUGCCCCCAGCUGAACCAGAGACCAAGCACAGCAGCACUACACAAAAAAGCAAGAUGGAGGCUUCUGGCCGACCACCAUCUCAGACUUCGCUCCUCGCUGAGACUGAGCAGCAGAUGUUACAGGAUCUCAUGAGUGACGCUAUGGAAGAGACUGAUGGGCAGCCUGUACCAGGGCCGCAGCAGAACGGCACACCUGAGGAGCAGAUUCAAGACCAAGAACCACCUCGCUCAGACCUGUUCCUGUUCCCAGAUGAAAGUGGGAAUUGCCAAGAUUUAAGCCCCCCGUACCCCAUGCUUCCUUCUCCUCUCAUCACACCAGCCCCUAAUCUGGCCCAAGAGACUGACGACUUUUGUAUAUUGGAAACUCCGAGCUCCAGAGGAGAGGAUCGAGAUCAGGAGCCGGUGGUGAAGCAGCUAUCCUCGGAGCCAGUAGAAGUCAAAGACGAUCACUUCAGUCAGCCUCUGGAUGGAAGUGAUUCCAGCCGUGGAGCCAACUUUCCCAUCCCAGAGGUUCGCUACCUCAUUAAGGAGAUCUCUGUCAUCUGGCAUCUUUAUGGUGGAAAAGACUUCGGGAGUGUGAGCUCCAUAGUUUCUCCUGCUAGAAGCCGGGGAUGUACACCUCAUAGCUCCCCAUCUCAAACUCCAGUGAGACAAGCGAAGGCUUCAGGGCGGGUUGGUGGUGGAAAGGGAAGGAAUCCUGAUGUCCUGAUGGAGAUUCAACUCAGCAAGGUGAGAUUCCAGCACGAGGUGUACCCCCAGAUCUCAGCGGUGUCGCGUCCAGCAGUGGACCAGCCAGUGUCCCGGCAGGUGUUCUCUGUGCAGGACUUGGAGAUUCGAGACAGACUAGCUACCUCCCAGAUGAACAAGUUCCUCUACUUGUACUCUAGCAAGGAAAUGCCCCGAAAAGCCCAUUCUAACAUGUUGACAGUCAAGGCGAUGCACAUGUGUCCUGAGUCAGGCCAGGCUCCCCCAGAGUGCUGUUUACGGGUCACUCUAAUGCCUCUUCGCCUCAAUAUUGAUCAGGAUGCACUGUUCUUCUUGAGAGACUUCUUUACAAGUCUUGCUGCUGAAGUUGAGUUUUUCUCACCACCUAUUCAAGAAGCGGUUUGUGUUACCACAAAGAAAGUGGCUGCCCCAGAGAUCUCUUGCAGCUUCUCCAAGCACGCUGGUGGGAGCCAGGAUCCAGCCCCAAUCAUCUCGGUGCCUGCACAGAGGCGACUGAGCCAAAACGGUUUCUCUACAUCCGGCAGGGAAGACGCAAAUGACAGUGAAGCCUCUGCUUCUCCCUUCACAGACCAACCCAUCUUCUUUAGGGAGUUUCGAUUUACUUCUGAGGUUCCCAUUCGCCUGGACUACCAUGGGAAACACGUGUCUAUGGACCAGGGAACAUUUGCAGGGAUCAUUUUCGGGCUGACACAGCUGAAUUGUUCAGAACUCAAACUGAGGCAGUUGUGCUACAGGCAGGGAUUAUUAGGUGUGGAUAAGCUCUUUUCCUAUGCAAUAAAUGAGUGGUUAAAUGACAUAAAGACAAACCAGCUUCAAGGACUGCUGAGUGGUGUGGCACCUAUUCAUACUCUGGUAAAACUGGUUCACGGACUCAGGGAUUUGGUCUGGCUCCCGAUUGAACAGUACAGGAAGGAUGGCCGGAUAGUCCGUGGAUUUCAGCGCGGCACGGCUUCCUUUGGAACCUCUACAGCUAUGGCUGCCCUGGAGCUCACAAACAGGAUGGUGCGGACUAUUCAGGCAGCCGCUGAGACGGCGUAUGACAUGGUGUCUCCAGUGCCUGAUGAGAGGGACACAAAGAGGGUAAAACGGAUCUCCCAUUAUGGACUGGCUCAUCAGCCUGUCGACCUCAGAGAAGGUGUAGCCAAAGCCUACACUGUGGUGAAAGAGGGGAUCACAGACACUGCACUAACCAUCUACGACACAGCUACCCGGGAGCACGAGCAGCGAGGUAUGACUGGGGCAGUCGGUGGAGUUCUCCGCCAGCUUCCACCUGCAGUAGUCAAGCCACUCAUUAUGGCCACUGAGGCGACUUCAAAUGUCUUGGGUGGGAUGAGAAACCAGAUUCACCCCGAUGCACGUCAGGAGGAGUCGCAAAAAUGGAGGCAGGGCGACGAGUAAGUGUCAUUGCCUUAUGGAAAACUGAAACAAUGACUGUGCAGCAGCUACAGCUUAAUAGUUGUGCUUUUGAAGAAGGCAAAAGGUGGACAGUGAGUGCCGGUGUAAAUAAAAUGGUGUUCAUCCUGUGGCAGUUUGAGCUACUGUGAUUUUUAGCUUGUGUCAGCUUAUCACAUGCCUCACAGUGCCUUCAUGGUCAUCAACAUUGUUCAACUGUAUGCGUGUAAUCAAAUGGAUGAAGAAGGGUGAGUUUGAGCAGCACUUAUAAUGUUAUUGUGUAUGAUGCUAUGUUGUAGGGUAGACCAUACAAAUGUAAAAUGUAAAGGCUUAAGAAUGAAGGAAUAGGUCCUUUCAUCUGCUUCAUUUUCAAACAGCUGUUUACAGAUUGUGUGGUUGCGUUCUCUUAUCCUACUUUGUGUCAGCAAACACUAAUAUUCUAGGUGUAAUGACCCUUAAUUUAUAUAAGAUGUACUGUAUGUGGGCCUUGUUAUUUACUGUAAAUAUUCCUAAUGAGCAGCAUUUCGUGCAAAUAUGAGAGAACAAAUGUAGAAACUGAAUGUGUUGCAUCUUUGUAAAGCUCUGUAAUCUGCACUUUUAACUGAGUCGAAGCGUAACAAGUGAGAGAUGGGACGAUUAUCCAGACUUGUUCUAAGGUUUCACAAUUUUAGUGUUGCAUAAUUUUCACAAAAGCUGCUGUUUAAAAAAAGGAAGCUGCGGUUUAAAUUUAAAAACUGCUUUAUUCUUACAGUCUCAUGCUCACAUUUUUGAAUUGUUGACAAAGUGAAUCUACUCAAGAUCCAUAAGUAAAGUCUUAAUGUACUGAUAAUCUCAUUUGUUUAGUUUUGUUUUUUUAAUUGUUAUUAAGCUAUAUGUUUAUAUAUUGAUGUCUGAUGUGAUCAAUUGUGUUGCUAAGUCUUGAUUUUUAUUUUUUUUCUUCCUUUUUUGGUUAUGUGGUAAGAGUAUUAUUUCUUGUAAAUAUAUGUACAGGUGACUCAUGAAUUUGUAUUAAAAGCAUGAUGGAGAAAUAAAAAC